UUCGUUGAUUAUAUAUUAAGAAUAUAAUUAUAUAUUAAAAAGCGGCGUCAGCGUGACCAAAUUAAUAUUAAUUAGCAGGGGAUGCUGUGCGCCAAGCAGAACUAUUCCACACGCCUUUAAACGGCGCGUGUCUGCGCAGUCGAUGGCAGGGAGAAGGUGGAGAGCGUCGUGAUGCACUCAUUUAAAAGUUAUUUAAAAGGGGCGGGAACAUACAAACCGUCCCGCAUGUAUAAAACUCAUGUGUCCCAACGCAAACUCUUGGAGACACGUGAAGUGCUCUGGACUUUAAUCAUUCACUCAACAACUUGGACUGCUAAACAUAAUGUCAGAGAAGAACAUGAGAAUGGUCUACUUACUCACUGUUGCGACUGUUUAUCUCGCUGUUUGCGGAGGAAACACUGCAGAUGCUCAAGCAGGACCAGUGUUACGGAACUCCAUCAGGCAUGUGCCCGCCGCAUCCAGCCCGAGUGAUGCGGUCAGCGUGAGUCCGCGCAUCACCCGCACCGGAGACAGCGACGCUCCGGCGUCACCACACUGCGCCGUUGAUGCUGAGUGCAAGUUCGGUGAAUUUUGUAACGGCUCUCGGGGAGUUUGUCAUACCUGCCGCAGGCGGAGGAAGCGCUGCGUCCGCAACGGGAUGUGCUGCGCUGGAAACCAAUGCAUUAACGGCGUGUGUCAGUCUGCUGAUACAGAUGGUAUUGGAAGGGUAAAUGCCACCCAGCAGGUUGGCAAAACGGAUGCUCCUACUAUGGCUGUCACACGUGGACAAAACAUCACAACAGUGCCGCAUCCUAGAAGAAACACCAUCCAAACAAAAUCACAGCAGCCAGUGAAAGGUGGCGAGGGCGAGACGUGUUUAAGGUCCUCGGACUGUUUGGACGGGCUGUGCUGUGCCCGGCACUUCUGGUCACGGAUCUGUAAACCUGUGCUGACAGAGGGGCAGAUGUGCACACGCCACCGGCGGAAAGGGGCUCACGGUCUGGAAAUCUUCCAGCGCUGUGACUGCGGGGCUGGUCUGGCCUGCCGAGGCCAGAGAGAGAGAGCUGGAGCAGAAAGCCGAAACCUCCAUACCUGCCAACCGCGCUGACGCUGCAUAACUGCUUUCACAACACACGCAUGCAUGCAGACACACAUGCUGUGUGGAGACAAAGGAAAACUGACUCCACGGAAGGAUGCACCAUUAAAAGGACUGAUCACAUUUCCUGGACGGAUGCAGAGAAACUGCACCGUAUGGAUGUUUCUAUAGUACACUCUGCUAUUAAGACUUUUUUCCUGGGUCAUCACAAAAGGCAGAAUGCUUUUGUUUCCCUUUAUAAGGAACUUCUUAUUCUUCUUGCAGUAAAUUACUGUAUUGUAAAUACGUAGUCAGAUAUUGCACUUAACACUGAGCAUAUGGAUUCUAUAAAAAUAGCAUUUUAUGAUUCACACACUUCCAUAUUGUAAAUAUGCAAGCCAUAUGGUUUAGAUUGUGUUAUCAGUACUCUUUUUAUUUCAAGGAAAUUGUAAAAAAUAUUUGUGUUAUUAAAAUAUAUUAAUGUAAUAAUAAUAAAUGAUGAACACUCUAUGUUUUCUCGAUGGAUUCUUCUGAUCCAUACUGCCACAGCUGCAACCUAAAAUACACUUCACUCUCUUUAGUCUAAUGACAGUUCAUAAUAUUCAGCAAGUUUACAGUAGCUUCCAGCAGCAUCCAAAGAGAAAAUAAACUAAACA
This is a messenger RNA of Myxocyprinus asiaticus (Chinese sucker), 1710 nucleotides long. RefSeq names its product dickkopf-related protein 1-like. The transcript has 4 exons. Gene Ontology annotation, molecular function: receptor antagonist activity; co-receptor binding. The coding region runs from base 323 to 1087 and encodes 254 amino acids. Gene Ontology annotation, cellular component: extracellular region. Lineage: Eukaryota; Metazoa; Chordata; Actinopteri; Cypriniformes; Catostomidae. The record is from RefSeq and is a predicted model, not a curated record. Gene Ontology annotation, biological process: multicellular organism development; negative regulation of canonical Wnt signaling pathway.